This is a messenger RNA of Carassius carassius (crucian carp), 529 nucleotides long. RefSeq names its product histone H2A. The record is from RefSeq and is a predicted model, not a curated record. Lineage: Eukaryota; Metazoa; Chordata; Actinopteri; Cypriniformes; Cyprinidae. The transcript has a single exon. Gene Ontology annotation, cellular component: nucleosome. Gene Ontology annotation, molecular function: structural constituent of chromatin; DNA binding; protein heterodimerization activity. The coding region runs from base 37 to 423 and encodes 128 amino acids.
UUAAUCUGAAGACGGAGCUGAUUCAAAAUCUCUAGAAUGAGCGGAAGAGGCAAAACCGGUGGUAAGGCCAGAGCCAAGGCUAAGACCCGCUCCUCCAGGGCAGGACUUCAGUUCCCCGUCGGUCGUGUUCACAGACUCCUCCGCAAAGGGAACUACGCCGAGCGCGUCGGUGCCGGUGCUCCGGUGUAUCUGGCCGCUGUGCUCGAGUACCUGACUGCUGAGAUCCUGGAGCUGGCUGGAAACGCCGCUCGGGACAACAAGAAGACCCGUAUCAUCCCCCGUCAUCUGCAGCUGGCGGUGCGCAACGACGAGGAGCUCAACAAACUCUUGGGCGGAGUGACCAUCGCUCAGGGCGGCGUGCUGCCCAACAUCCAGGCCGUGCUGCUGCCCAAGAAGACCGAGAAGCCCGCAAAGACCAAAUAAACAACAAUACACCACUCACAAAGGCUCUUUUCAGAGCCACCGACUUUCUCGAGAAGAGCGAUUUGUAUUUAUAAAAUAAAAAACACCAACUGAUCUGAUAACGGUA